CCUCCCCCUAAUCUACCCCAGUACCCCCCGCACCGCACGCCAUUGCUCGCUCGUGCCCGCGUCGCGCAAGUCCCAGCUCCCACGACUCCACCGCGACCGGGGAGACGCCCGCCCCCCAGAUCGGCCGGGGCGGAUGGCGGCGCGGACCUUCCCGGCGGUGCUGGUGGCGGCGGUCCUGCUGCUGCUGCCGCCGCCCGGGGCGGAGGCGGUGUGGCUCGAGCUGCCGCCUUCGGGAACCAAGUGCGUCUCCGAGGAGAUCCAGCCCAACGUCGUGGUGCUCGCCGACUACGCCAUCAUGUACGAGUCCCACCCCACCUCGCACCCCACCGUCGCGGUCAAGGUUACCUCACCAUAUGGCAAUACAGUACAUCACAAUGAGAAUGCCACAACGGGUCAGUUUGCAUUCACAACCUCAGAAGCUGGAAACUACCUUGCAUGCUUCUGGAUAGACAGUGCAGAGAAAGGAUCAGGAACAUCUCUAAAUCUUGAUUGGAAGAUAGGGAUUGCAGCAAAGGACUGGGAUACAAUCGCUAAGAAGGAGAAAAUUGAGGGUGUAGAGCUAGAGCUUAGGAAACUUGAAGCUGCUGUCGAAUCCAUCCAUCAUAACCUGCUGUACCUCAAAGCAAGAGAAGCGGAGAUGCGAACAGUGAGCGAGAAAACAAAUUCCAGAGUUGCCUGGUUCAGCAUCUUGUCGCUUGGAGUCUGCAUUGUGGUCUCUGUGCUGCAGCUGUGGCAUCUUCAAGGUUUCUUCCGGAAGAAGAAGCUCAUUUAGAUUCACCCUCAGCCGUUUGAUAUGUGUACUCCGUUGUUAACUACCUUAGGAAAAGGACAGUUUUGUCAUAUUUGUUUCGAGGAACUCAUAUGGUGGACAAAACAGCCGGUUGAUACAUGAUACAUGGUUUCAAUAGCUAGCAACUGAUAUUAUACGCAAUCUUGAGUUUCCAUUUC
Messenger RNA from Panicum hallii, 948 nucleotides. RefSeq names its product transmembrane emp24 domain-containing protein p24delta3-like. Gene Ontology annotation, cellular component: COPII-coated ER to Golgi transport vesicle; endoplasmic reticulum-Golgi intermediate compartment; Golgi apparatus. Lineage: Eukaryota; Viridiplantae; Streptophyta; Magnoliopsida; Poales; Poaceae. The coding region runs from base 134 to 772 and encodes 212 amino acids. The record is from RefSeq and is a predicted model, not a curated record. The transcript is spliced from 4 exons. Gene Ontology annotation, biological process: endoplasmic reticulum to Golgi vesicle-mediated transport; Golgi organization; intracellular protein transport.